UACAUAAAUGCAGAAUGCUUUAUGUUUUUGAUCCCAUUUUAUUAUUUGCAGUCGAUAUAAUAAUUAUUAUAUUGAUCAAGGGAGUCUAAAAAUAGCACGAGACAUUGCGAUUACGAUAGUCUUUUGUGCUCGUGUUUACCUUUUUGUUGGCUUGUUCCAACUGCUAAUAAUAAAUAAUGGCUUGUGAGAUACAACUACCGUCCUGGAGACAUGUAUAACACAAACUGCUUCCAAUACUGUAGAUAGAUCUAUACAAAUAAUUCAUAUAUCCUUGGAUUCUGACUACCUCUCUACAAUAAAGCAUGCUACAAUGCGAAUGCUAGUAUCUAGGCUUGCAGUAUGUCUCUGCCACAUUAAAGUAGAAGAAACAACACUAUGAUAUAAAAGAGUUUUAGCAGUUGGCUAUAUAGGAUGGGUAGUGCAUCCUCCAAGUUCCGCAAGCACCUUCAGUCUGGAGAUGAAGUUCAGGCGCUCCAGCUGUACUUCACAAACAGUGAGCUGAGGAAAGCCCUGGACCCCAACAGCUCCUAUGGAGACUCCCAUCAGCAUGAGACGCCUUUACAUUUAGCAUCCAGACAUGGAAUGCAGAAGCUGUUGGGGAUACUACUUUUUUCAAAACGUGGUAACCCUAACAAAACCAAUGCCAGGAAAGAAACAUGUCUGCACUGCGUAUGCAUGGAGUCCAAUAACCAGUCAGUUCAUAUAUGCAACAGGAGAGCUGAGUGCUUGAACUAUCUAUUAAAAUGGCGGGGGGCCACGCUUUCUGAGGGCCAGAUAGAGAAAAUUGAUUUGCAGGCUCAGGAUGAGAAACUGAACACAGCUUUACACUAUGCUGCUGCUUCUGGCUUAAAUAAAUGUGUCGAGAUUCUUAUCCAGCAUGGAGCCCCUUUAUUCUUAGAAAAUGAGGAUAAUUUGACCCCUUGUGAUGCUGCUGAAAGGAAUGGGCAUGCUGGUAUAGCUUUGUAUCUUGAGUCUAAAAUGGUGUUCUCAAAUGAUGAGCCUCCUCAAGGAGAUGAAGAUAGGAUUUCAUUAACACCAGUUGAAGAAUACUCUGGAUUGCGUCCACAAGACCUCCAGGAAGCAAAAGACCAACUGCUUGUAGAGACUGCAGACAUGUUAAGUGUUCCAUUGUUUACUGCUGAGGCCCUCUUGAGAAAUCAUGAAUGGUCUAGAGAAACAUUGUUAGAAGCCUGGAUAUCAGACCCUAUAGCUUGCUGUGAGAAGUGCGGAGUCACCCUACCGUCCACCUUGUUCAGUGAGAAACCACAAGUCCAAGAAAAUUUAGCCAGUCCAUUGCCUUCCCCUUUACACACUGCGCCAACACCACUAGAUGCUGAGUGCAACAUCUGUGCUAACACAUUCCUCAUUGCUGACGAGCCCGUCCACAUGCCAUGUUUACAUCAGUUCUGCAAAGACUGCUGGGAAAGAUAUUUAAAUGUGAAAAUUCAAGAAGGAGAUGCCCAUCACAUUACCUGCCCUGCUUAUGACUGUACAAUGCUAGUUCCUGUUGAUAUCAUUGAAGGUAUAGUGUCCAGGGAUAUGGCUCUUAGAUAUCUACAGUUUGACAUCAAGGCUUUUGUGGAUAGCAACCCUGACAUGAAAUGGUGUCCUUCCCCUGGCUGUGGCCAAGCUGUCAAACUGCCAGACCUUGAUCUCACGUCCCUUCAUGGUACCAAGCGAAACAGAAUCCCUUCAGACACAUCUAGAGGUGUAGACUGUGGGGCUGGUCAUUAUUUCUGCUGGGAAUGUCUAGAGGAGUCCCAUGAACCAUGUAGCUGUGAUAAUUGGACCAAAUGGUUUCAGAAAAUCAGUGAAAUCAAACCAGAAACAUUGGAUGGAACAGAACAGGAAACAGAGCUGGCUGCCAACUGCCUUUGGCUUGUGACUAAUUCCAAGCCAUGUCCCAAUUGUAAGUCUCCUAUACAGAAAAAUGAAGGUUGCAACCACAUGAAGUGCAGCAAGUGUAAGUAUGACUUCUGCUGGGUGUGUCUAGAACAAUGGAAACGCCACAACAGCUCAACAGGUGGCUACUUUAAGUGCAAUCGUUAUGAGGUGCUCAAGAAGGUGGAAGAACAGAGUGCACAGCUCAUGUCUGAGGCAGAGUCCAAGAAUAAAAACAUGCAAGAGCUGAACAGAUUUGUCCACUACUACACAAGAUUCAAGAACCAUGAGAACAGUUAUAAGCUUGAAGAACCUUUGUUAAAAACAGCUAAAGAUAAAAUGAUGAAACUAGCUGAAGCAGUUACUGAUAGUGCUACUGCCCAGGCAGAAACUAAGUUUGUUGAGGAUGCUGUUCAACAGUUACUCAAGGCUAGGAGGGUUCUCAAAUGUUCCUAUGUCUAUGGGUAUUACCUUGAUGGACCAGGAUAUAAAAAAAUUGUUUUUGAAUUCAUGCAGACAGAGCUAGAGGAAUGCACUGAGAUUCUAUCCCAAAUGGUCAACCGGCUCUAUUUGAGAACCCCUCGCCGUAAGAUAAUUGAGCAGGCUCACAUUGUCCAGCGCAAGCGGCUGGAGUUCAUCAUGGCCAUUUCUAAAGGGUUGGUGCCCCCUGAGACCCCACCAGCAGUGCGUAGGGGGAAGAAGAAGAGAAAGUUCAGUGGUGGUGGACAGGAAGAUGAAGACUUACAUAGAGCCAUUGUAGCCUCUAUUCAGGAGGUCAAUCCAGCUAAUCCAUGGAUUAAAGAUGCCUCAGGGCGCCAUACAAAUGUCAACUCUCUUCUGGAGUGGCCUUCACCUUCAGAUGAAAGCGAGGACAGUGAUACAGAACAAGAGAAAAGAGCAUUGAGAGAGAAUAUAGGUAAGUGUCACAGAUCAGGUUGCAACAAAGUUCGAGCCAGAAACCCAAAGACCAAUGGUCACCAUGAUUUCUGCAGUCUAUACUGUAUGCUAGUGGACAAGAGUGACAGAGAAGGGGAGGAACGAGAAGGUAUCUCUGAGAUUGUCCUUGAUGAGCACAUGGAGCUGUUGAGAGCUCUAGAGAUGUCCAGACUUCAGUACCUCAGAGACAGUGGUCUGCUGUAUGUGCCAGACUCUCAGGAGGGGCAAAAGCAUGGCAAGUUUGCUCGCACUGGAUCUCAUCGGCCUAGGUCCAACAGUGCUGGCCAGACAUCCAAAGAUAGCCGGCACCGUCUGUUGGAUGAUGUUGAUGCACAGUGUCACAGACUGCAAGAUUUAUCAGUGGUCUUCACAGAAGAGAAGAAAAAGACUCGUCCAAAAUCUUCCAUUGAUAAGAGGAGAAAGUUAAGUCAGUCCAGUAGAUUUGAUGAAUCUAAAUCUACCAUUGUGACCAGAGUUCCUAAUAAAAGUGUGGAGGAUCUCUACUGCCUGGACCUGCCAACCAAAGCUGUGAAAUGUAGUCCAGGUUUCAAGGAGGGAUAUCUAACACCAGUGUCCAGAUCCACAAGCUCUGGUUUGCUGGAUACUUCAGGCAUCAAGGUGUCACAUUCCUCUGAUGCCCUGACGCCAAGUGCCAGCUUUGAUGAGAAAGUGUCCAUAUCUUCCUCGUCGUCCUCCUCCACUUGUGGGAUCAACUCUGCGGCUACCACCAAGUGCAUAUUUGGGUCCAUGUUUGGUGCCAUCAAAGACAUCUCUGUCUCCAACAUACACUCCAGCAAGAGUGACAAGACGAGAGAUUUCCUCAGCAAGGAUCUGGCCUUGAUAUUCAACACCUGGGACUCGGAUGAGCACAAGAAAGCACCGGAGAAACAAAGCUGUAGAGGUACAGGGCAUGCUCGGCGACCUCUGACCCUGGAUGAGUGUUCAGGUUUGUCUGGGAAGGGCGUUUUGGAUUAUAGCUCUGGGCAGUCCCUGUCAAGGCCAAACAAAUCCCAAACACAGGCCAUUGUGAACAGUCAAGAUGACUCCAUUAGCGCAUCAGCACAUGGCUUUAGAGCUGGACAAGUCCUGCAGGAAGACAAGACUUGGGAUUUGAUCUGUAAUGAAGAAGUAGAUGAUGAUGCAGUUCUUUCUGAGGCUCAGGCAGCUCUUUCUGAAGCCCGAGACUCUUCACAUGCGUCUGAGAAUACAGAUGUAAAAAAUGCUCAAAAUAGUGUUCGAGAACUGAUAGGCAGGAAGUCUGCAUCUUCUUGUGAGUUUUCACUGCUGGAGAUGGCAGAAAAUCUCCUUCAGAUCACAGCUGAUGUGCACUAUAGAAUCAAAGAGAUUGAAAAGGGUAUCCGAGGACUGGACUUGUCUGGCUCAACCCGGUCUGUGAAGUCGGCAGAUGCAGCAGUUGGGCAGAGGGAGAAAAAAACUUUCAAACUGAGAGUAAACUCUGCGAGUGAUGUCAUUGUCAGAGAAAACGAGAGCCCUCCUUUGCCAAGAGCUGCCUGGUCUGACGAGGUCACAACUGAUGACCUAUCUUCCUUGUCAUCAAAAUCAAAAGCUAAGUCCAGGAAAGUGCACUGCUCAUCUAAGGAAAUGAUUACGCAGGGUAAACCUCUGACCUUAACCUGUGAUACUUCUGAUAGUGUUCAUCAGUUGGCAUUUGGUUGUCAAGGGAAGUCUGCUCGGGUGUCGCCAAAUCAGAUUUCUAAGCUUUCAGUCAGAGCUAUGCUGACUGAGCCAUACGUCCCGGAAGAACUUGACUCUAGACAGACUGAGGUAGAGGAUGAAACAGAGCUAACCACAAAUAGAGAUGCUAAACCAAUUGCACAAUGGUCAGCUCAUGAUGACUACUGUAUUCUGCCCCAAAUGAACACACAGCCGACAAAUACAUGUGGCCCUAGUGAAGCACAGGGAUCUCUAGAGUACUCUUUGUUCAGAAAUACACAGGCUGACCCUGCCAAUCAGUUGGACAGCACAUCUGACUCAAAGCUGUUGGAUGGGCAUCUUGACUAUCACCAACUAAUCAGUGUUGAGGGAGACGCAGACGGAGGACUGUCAACAAGUGCCUUGAUUAUGGAUGCUUAUGAGAUGGCAGCCUCCGAGGACCAGGACUUGUGGGAAGAUGCCAGCACGGGACUUUCUCCAAAAGCUGUUAAGGAGGAUCAAGGUGAUUGUCAACUGUGUGAAGAGGAUGAUGAUGAUUCAGUUUAUGUAUAAUAUAUGCAUUAUAAAAACCUUUCUUCCAAUUUUUUUUUUUUUUUUGUAAGGAGUUUCCUUUAUAUUUUACAAAUAAUUUGUCACAAAUAUUUGGCUGUUGCACCAACAGCGCAACUGCUCCACAGUCUUAUAGACAGCAGAUUUCUUUUUUUUAAAAAUAAUUUUUAAUUGUAAACAGCCCAUAAUUGUACAUAGCUGUUACAAUAUUAAAAUCCAUUUCAUUGACACACUAGAUCAGUUUAACUCACUAGAUCAGAUUCACUCACUAGAUCAGAUUCACUGACUAGACCAUGAAAGAAAAAGAACUUUUGAAACAACUUUUUCAUCUAAUUCUUCUCUAUUUUAUACAAAUAUUGGAUUCUUCUUUUGUUGUCUUGUUAAUUUAAUGUUUCAACCUGUUCAAAUGGCAAAGCAUUUUUAGUUUCCUCUACACAUUCUCUAACAUUACUUGACAAUUUGGAUUCAAAAGAUGGUUUGAAUUUUCUUUGUUUAUUUACAAUGUUCAAUUUAAAAUGAAAUAUUUCGAUACGAUAUAUGUCCAUAUAUUUUGGCUUAGUAUUCAUUUAAAAAAUAUUUGAAAUUUUAUCACUAGCUUUUCUCACAAAAAUUAAUUGAAAUUGUACGAUCGUGAUUGUCUGUAGACUACAACAUAUUUUUUGCUUAUUUGUUAUGUGGAUCAAUUUUUUAAAAACCUAUACACUCUUGUCUUCCUUUUUUUGGUCUCUCUCUCUUUUUUGUUUGUUUUGCAAAUAUUUUGUUUCAUCUCAUCUUGCAGUUGUUUUUUUUUUUUUUUUUUUACAUUACUUACAGUUUUCACUUGGUCUUCUGCUUAUCAACUUCUGUAGGGAGUAAUGAUUGUUGAAACUAACAUUAAGUGCUGCAUUAAACAAUUAGCCUAAAGAAAACUCUUCAGAUUGAAUUAGCUUUCUAUUGAAUGUUUCCUUGAGCAGAAACAUUUUUUAAUCAUUUGUUGGGGUGGUGGAGAGGUCUAAGUGUGUCAGACAUAUUUAUACUUUAAAACAUGUUAAUCUUCACUGCCCCCCCCCCUCAAACAAACAAACAAACUACAAAAUAAAAAAAAAAUGUUUUGUAAUUCUACAUUGUUUUCUUAUUUCUCAGUAUUAUUAAAACUAGUUACCAUUUAGUUCCUUGUAAAAAAUCUCAGAAUUCAUUUUUACAAAUGAAAAGUGUUUUUAGCUAGUUAUCAUGCUCCUGCUAUCAGGGUUUAAUUAAAUUCAGUUUUCACUUGAGAAAGUCCAUAGAGAGUGCAAGACUCUUUAUUUUCUUAAAAAAUGAGAGCAAGUGAAAAAAAAUAUUCAUUUGAAUACAAUGUACUCAUUAGAUUAAUCUAACAAUUCUGCCCAGAGAUAUACACUUUUUUCUUUAUUCUUAAUGAAUUCCUGAUGAAUUCUAUGCAUAUUUCCAUAAAUGUAUUUGACUUUGUAAGCAACAACUAAACAGUAGACUUCAUCAUUCUGCAAGCAGAGAACUUUGCAAAACAUUCUUGGCUGUUGAUUCAGUCAGAUUUUACCCCUGAUAUUUACACUAUUCUACAGGGAAAUCAAGUAAAAAAAAACACAGGAUUAAGGCAUGUUUCUUAUUCUGUAUUCUUGGACAAAGUCAUAGAAGUAUUUUUUCUUUCCUUGUGUAAUUAUAGCAUAGAAAGGUUUUCUGAAUUGUUCAGGAAAAAAACUAAUGACUUGAAGUCUCUAAUUAUUCUACAUGUAUGACAAUUUUACACAGCAAUCUUAGACUGCUUAAAUCCAUUACACUGCUUGUAAGAAAAUGAUGAAAUUAAAAGCUCCAUUUUCUGAGUCAAGGUUGAGACUGUAAUAUUUGAUGCUUUUUCCCCAUUGGCUGUGAUCAAGUCUGAGAAUUCCUUGUACCUUUACAACAGUUUUCUUAGAGAUCUAUAUAUUUCGCACUGUACAAAAUUAUUUUUACAACAUGGCCUAUUUAUUCAUGUGUGCCAUACGUAAACUAUCAAAUUAUCUCUCCUUUCAUAUAUAUAUAUAUAUAUAUAUA
Molecule: messenger RNA, 7068 nt
Organism: Biomphalaria glabrata
Lineage: Eukaryota; Metazoa; Mollusca; Gastropoda; Planorbidae
Product: ankyrin repeat and IBR domain-containing protein 1-like
Exons: 23
Coding region: 412-5043 (1543 amino acids)
Biological process (GO): ubiquitin-dependent protein catabolic process; positive regulation of proteasomal ubiquitin-dependent protein catabolic process; protein polyubiquitination
Cellular component (GO): cytoplasm; ubiquitin ligase complex
Molecular function (GO): ubiquitin protein ligase activity; ubiquitin conjugating enzyme binding; zinc ion binding
Source: RefSeq, a predicted model, not a curated record